Sus scrofa (pig) is the source of this 1414-nucleotide messenger RNA. RefSeq names its product COMM domain containing 9 (gene COMMD9). The record is from RefSeq and is a predicted model, not a curated record. NCBI's taxonomy places the organism in Eukaryota, Metazoa, Chordata, Mammalia, Artiodactyla, Suidae.
AGCUACAUUUCCAAGGCGCCCGUGAAGUCUGCUGAUGCAUUCCCCAAAGCAAUCAGCCCAGCCUCGUCAGUCAAGAGAAAAUCAGUUUCCCCUGCCUGCAACUGCACAACCCCAGCAGCUUCCACCACCCCGAAGGACUACAGCCCCCGGCAGGCCUCGCGGGCUAUCAAGGCCACGUGACCACACUUCCCCGCCAGCGUCGGUCACGUGACUCGGGGAAGAUGGCCGCGCUAACAGCGGAGAACUUUGCGGCUCUCCAGAGCCUGUUGAAGGCCUCCUCAAAAGAUGUUGUCAGACAGCUGUGCCAAGAGAGCUUUUCCAGUUCAGCCGUUGGCUCGAAAAAACUCUUGGAUAUAACGUGUUCCAGCUUGUCCGUGACCCAGGAGGAGGCAGAACAACUGCUCCAGGCUCUGCACCGCCUCACCAGGGUGGCAGUCUUCCGAGACCUGUCCUGCGAGGCGAUUCUAGCACUCUUUCCUGAAAAUUUCCACCAGAACCUCAAAAACCUGCUGACAAAAAUCAUCCUGGAACACGUGUCUACUUGGAGAGCUGAAGCCCAAGCAAAUCAGAUCUCUCUGCCGCGCCUGGUCGACCUGGACUGGAGGGUGGACAUCAAGACCUCCUCAGACAGCAUCAGCCGCCUGGCCGUGCCCACCUGCCUGCUCCAGAUGAAGAUCCAGGAAGACCCCAGUCUGUGUGGGGACAAGCCCUCUGUGUCAGCUGUCACCGUGGAGCUGAGUAAGGAGACGCUGGACACCAUGCUGGAUGGGCUGGGCCGCAUCCGAGACCAGCUUUCUGCCGUGGCCAACAAGUGAGCCACUGCCCGGUUGCUCCUGGGCACCCACCUCCCAGCACAUGGUAGCCACCGCCACAGGCACCAGUGGGGACAAAGGAGGCUGCCACCCAGAAGGCACAGUCGGACCAGAGGCAGCCAGGCCCCUACAUGGAUGUUCUCACUUUUUCCCCCUCUUCCCGAAGUUGGUGAGCAUAAGCUGCUCUCCUCCAGGGCCCUGUGUGGUACCUGACUCCCAGCAUGGCGGGGAGAAGGACCUUGCUUGGUCAGCUGCCUCUGGCUGGCUGAUUGGAAAAUUCAGGCCCAAAUUGUGGAGCUCGUUUCCAGCUCUGAAGACCUCUGGGGAGUCAGGUGGCUGAUGCCAGCCUGCUUCUCUAUCAGCGAAGCCAGGCAGAUCCCGCAGGGCAGGGCCACUCAAACUUACCUGCUGCAGCGUGCCGUCCCACCCUGGUCCCCAGCCUUCACGCUCCCUCAUCCCGGCUGCGCCACCCUGCGGCGUAGGAAGUCUCACGUGGGAGCUGAUCCCCUUCUUCAUGGAGCCAGAGGGCCCUUCCUGGGUGUAAGGCAGCCAGUCAGGGUGAAGAAGUGGGAGUGACUGGAAAUAAACAACGGUUCUAACAA